ACUGACGGGAUACCGACCCUCCGGUGUUGCGCUAGAAUACGUUUCCUCGUCGUAAUAUUACACAAAUUCCUAUUUAUACAGUCUAUGGUCAGACAAGGGAAUGGCUUUGCUUUGCUUUGGUUUAAUUUCUUUGUUGAAAACAAUUAUUUUAUAUUAUAUUUUAUUUAUUUAGGCAUCAGUUUGAGAAAAUCUACGUAGGACAAUACCUUAUGUUACCUUGACCAAUUGUCUAAUAAAUUGUAGGAACUUGAAUAAAUGUAUUUUUUACAUUUACCCUGCAUACAUUAUCUCCAACAGGGAUGAAGUGGCACUGUGCUGACUGUGACAUACCAGUAGGUGGCGGCAGGGAGGCCUCGUCUGGUUGGAGGUCGACUUUAAAGCAGCAGAAGAAGAUGAAGGAGAAGAAGCAGCAGUAGUCGGAUCCCGAGCGUCGGACUCAUCACAUCGUUUCAUAUCCAGGCAGUUCCGCUGAAUAAGUGACGCUACACAGUAAUGCAAUGGUUACACCGUCCAUCCGCUCUUUCCCAGUAGGCACGCAGGAGUUGCAAUGAAGGCAGGGGCCUCGUCCAUGUGGGCUUCAUGCUGUGGUCUGCUGAAUGAAGUCAUGGGUACUGGGGCCGUCAGAGGCCAGCAGCCCGGGUUUGGGGCCGGUGCUGGGCCCUUCAGAUUCGCCCCCAGUGCAGGAUACUCUACGUACCCACCAACCAGCUCAGGGAGUCCCAGCCUUGUAUGCAAGGCCUGUGGCCAGGCCUUCUCCGUCUUCAGGAGGAAGUAUAUUUGCUGCGACUGCAAGAAGAGCUUCUGCUCUCUGUGCUCCGUGCUUCAGGAGAAUCUACGCAUUUGUGCCACGUGUCACUUGCUGAAGGCCACGGCCUUUCAGCGGCCCCGGCUGAUGCGUCUGCGUGUGAAGGACCUGCGUCAGUACUUGCUGCUGCGUAACAUCCCCACUGACACCUGCAGGGAAAAGGAAGACCUGGUGGACUUGGUUCUCUGUCACCAAGGCAUCGAGGAGGAGGAGGACCCCGACAUGGCCAGCCUCCACUCGCGUUCCCUGUUCACGCCUACCCCCUCCACCACACAGUCUGCCUCGGAGCUGUCCGCUUUCGCUGCCUCUCACGAGGAGCCUCUCAGCAGGAGCGAUAGCUCUGAUACAAACCAGGAUAUAGGUGAUGCCACAUCAGUGUCUCUCCUCAACCUGGACCCCAGUGAACACACUCCCGAGGUGAGUCCUCAGACGCGGCGGCGGGCGAGAGCAUCCCUCUCGGACAUCUCCAGUUUGAGGGACAUCGAAGGGCUGUCUGUGAGGCAGCUGAAGGAGAUCCUCGCCAGAAACUUUGUUAACUAUUCAGGGUGCUGUGAGAAGUGGGAACUGGUGGAGCGUGUUGGCAGACUGUACAGAGAGACCGAGGAGAACAGGAAAUCAUUGGAAAAUGUGAGCAGUACUGUAACCACAGUGAUGGCCUUUCCCCCUCCUAUCUGCAAUGGUGCCAUCAGAGGUAAGGCUGAUGGUGAGAACUGUCCGCUGACUAUUCACGACGACAACCUCUGCAGGAUCUGCAUGGACGCCGUGAUCGACUGCGUCCUCCUGGAGUGCGGUCACAUGGUGACCUGCACCAAGUGCGGCAAGAGGAUGAACGAGUGCCCGAUCUGCAGGCAGUACGUCGUGAGAGCCGUGCACGUCUUCAAGUCCUAAUGCGCCGCCGCGCCUGCAUCACACUUAGACUGUAACCUUAACUCAACAAUGCAGCUCAUAACCUUCGAAUCCCCAAAAGACUCAUUUUGUGGAUGUUUGUAUUCCCUCGAUUCUCACAGUAUUUGCACAUCUAAACAGAGUGUUUUUCCUUCAGAAUUUGACUAGAUGGUUUCUCCAGCGUGCAGAGCGUGAGGACGGGGACCCUCCUCUGAGUCAUUCCUCAAGUGAACAUAUCUCUCAUCCGUGUCCGUUCAGAUUUUCUUACAGUUUUUCAAAGCAAAGAAUGUGUGGCCCGAGCCACGUGCAGUCUCGUCAAACACAACACAUCACCCUCAGAUCUGCCUAUAAACCGUAGCUGGCGCUCGGCUCCGCUGGGUAUUUCUUAAGAGCACCUUUCUUUACCAAUUGCUGCAAGUGACUACAUAUCUUAGUAACGACGAGGGCAGACUCACACUGAACCUCAGCAAAGGACAUGGGAGGUGAGUGAAGCAGGUGCCAAAUAAUGGCUCAUGCCGUUUAAGCUUCUCAUCCGUUUUCCUUACCCUCAGCUGUUUGGGGGGGUCUUUGUGUGGCUAUUGGUUCUUUAGCAUGUUAGACCUGAAUCACUUAGUUUACACUGUGUGUGGACGCAUCGCCGCUCGCAACCCACUACGACCAAUAACAGUGGUUGAGGUGAUGUGUACAAACUCUUAAAUGUUUGCCUGAGAUUUGAAUAUCAUGACCUUUCUUUAAGUCAGAGGUAAAUAUCCUUCUCGCAGCAGACAUUUUGGCUCGUGAUAGCAGGAGCAUAUUCAAAUAACGUCAUCUCCAUUCCUUCCAGGUGAGCAGACAGACCAUUAGGCCGUAUCUUGUCUGUCUUGCUAGCAUGGCUCACUGGAGCCCUCGUUCACACAAGGGUUUUCUGCUGCACGUCAACGUGUUUGCUGUCGAAAAGGCCGCUCAGAAAUCUUUGAGCUCGUGGCACUGAAACCACAAAUGAGACGAUUAUAAAGUGGAUGCAUAGUUAUUAAUUCUAGUCACCUGUUUUAUUAAAUAAGCGCUUGUUAUACUACGUUGCACACGUGAAGAGCCUGUCAUUACAGCAAUAGCUGACCUCGGCCGUCACCUCUGUCACGUCUCGAAACUUAAACGGAGACAAAAGACAAAAAAACGAAACAAAAAAAAAUUAACGGUGCUAACUCAUUCACCCAUCUUCCCUGUUCUCCAGCUCAACUGUGGAUGUGAAACUGAAUGAUUUUAGUUCUCGUAUAUUGUCGGGAGUGGAAUGAAGUGUCUUAAUGCAUUUUAGUUAAUUUUCUCAUAUAAUGUAUUGAACUAAUUAUUCUGAGAUAUAGCUACAAGUUUACUGACACCUGUGGUAUAGAAAGUAUAUAGAAAUAAUGACUUGCUGUACAUUUGCAUAUAUUGAUCAUAUGAGAUGUAUAUAUCUAUAUAUUUUUUUCCAUUUGAUUUAAACUGUGUAAAAAAAAAAAGAAAAGUUGAGGUUAGUUUACUAUAACAGGGUUAACGUUCUUCCUGUCAAGUGGUUUCCAAGUGUGUCUAAUCUGCGUUAGUUUGCUCGAAGUCUUUAGUCCCUUUUAAACCAGAGCAUGAAAAGAAGCUUUAUGACACUGGUUAUGUUACGUCCCCCUCCUCAUUUCUCCACCACCUAGACAUCAAAUGCUCUGCUUUUCCCCCCUGAAUCCCUCUCUCAUUUAGAAGUAUCACGCUCUGUACUGGACCCAUACAAUCCCGAGCAGUAGCAGAGCAGGUUGCACUUUUCCUUUAGUGAGGGUGCCGUGUGCAAGGUUUGGUCUUUGUAUUUGGGAAUGUUGAACUUUUUAUUUUGGUAAUUAAAGAUUUUAAUUAA
Molecule: messenger RNA, 3542 nt
Organism: Mugil cephalus (flathead mullet)
Lineage: Eukaryota; Metazoa; Chordata; Actinopteri; Mugiliformes; Mugilidae
Product: E3 ubiquitin-protein ligase RNF34-like
Exons: 8
Coding region: 548-1693 (381 amino acids)
Biological process (GO): protein K48-linked ubiquitination; proteasome-mediated ubiquitin-dependent protein catabolic process; negative regulation of extrinsic apoptotic signaling pathway via death domain receptors
Cellular component (GO): cytoplasm; plasma membrane
Molecular function (GO): ubiquitin protein ligase activity
Source: RefSeq, a predicted model, not a curated record